CGCGAAUAUUGUUUAAAGCGAAAUCCUGAAAGGAAUAUGAAAAAGUCGAAAGUAGAUCCGAUAGGAAUUUUUCAAGCAGGUUCAGUUUUUCUUGUAAGAAAAAAUUGUGAAAAUUUUUCUUAUUAGCAAAACAUAUCAAAAAACCGAUUACCGUUAAUUGAAAAAUACAAAAAUAAACAGUGUUGUAGGCAAAAUUGUAUAUUAGUGUUUUCUCGUUAUAAAUUUAGCAGUUUAGCAACAAAACUACAGAAAUUAUUAAUAUGGAUCACGUAAAAAAUUUCUAUCCUGAAAAUUAUAAAUUGGAUCUGUCGGAAACAAUGAAGGCAGCGCUAUCAAAAGGGCCAGGUGGUGUGGGAGUUGGAGUUGGAGUAGGUGGUCUUGGCGGUGGGGGCGGCGGAGCAGGCAGUGCUGGUAGUAGUGGUGGUGGACAUGGAAUGGGUGCGGCAGUAUCCCAUAGUGAAAUACAGAGCGGCGGAAGUACCGGUAUUCCAGGUGUUGGAUACGUAACAGAAAAGUUAUACAUGCUAUUGCAGCUGUACUUGCAAAACAAAGGAUGGAACCCAAGUGCUGAAUUAUUGCAAUGUUUUACGGAUCUCAAAGAUAAUGCUAUGUUACCCAGCGCCGCCUAUUUGCAAGUUCUAGCUAAUCGCUUGACUUUGGAUGCUCAAGGGCGUUUAAUAUUACGAGAAAAUGGCAAAAUUGUCCUUCCAUUUGAACAUUUCGCCAACGCUGUGAUGCUAAAGCACAUGUCUGGUCCACAUGGUCUACAUUUGAGUGUAGAGGCUACUGUGCGUGCAGUGAUUGAAUCUUAUACAAUCGGUCGCGAAAAUUUUGGCAUGGAAAAGGAAUUCAUAAUAGAAGUUGUUCAGUCUUGUCCCAGCCCAGCUUGUCGUUAUUAUAAGAAUCAUCUUGGUAUGUCACCGUUGCCAUUUAUGGAUCAACAAUUCCCAGGUGUGAAUCACGCAGAUUUUCUACAGCAUUUGCCACACCUGCCCCCACCACCGCCUCAUCCCAUGGUUCCUGGAUCAACAAACAGUGGUGUCUCCUCUGCAGGGUCCUCAUCCUCCGGUGGAGGUAGUAGUAAUAUUGCUGGUUCCUCUGGUGGUUCUGUUAGUGCAGGCGGAGAAGUCGACUUAACAAAAAGCUCCACAACAUCACACUCAACUGGAAAGGUGUCUGUACCCACCCAACUUCAAAUGCUCACAAAACAACAGCAAAACAGUAUACAAUCACAAUUGUCCCAGCUUAGUGCAGCUGCUGCGGCAGCAGCCCACCAUCAACAGCAACAACAAGUCGCUGCUGCUGCAGCUGCUGCUGCCGCCGCUAAGCAACAACAACAACAGGCACAAGCGGCGGCUGUUGCUCAACAACAACAACAGCAGCAAUUGACAGCGGCACUUUUACAGCAACAGCAAAGUCGGGCAUUAGCUCAGCAAAGUUUGGAAAAAUUCAAUAACUUAAGUGCUUUGGAGAAACAACGAGUGCUACAACAAUUAGAUCCAAAACAUUUCGAUCCAAUGGCUGUGGCUGCAGCAGCUGCCAAUUUACAAAUGCAGGGCAUUAGUGACUUUAGGGUUGCCGCUAUCGCCGCUGCAGCCGCACAGGCAGCUGGAGGGUCUCCUAUGUUGCCAUCAUCUUCCACAGCUGCAUGUGGUGCACCGAUUACCAGUAGUAGUGCUCUUAACAACAGUAAUAGCAGCAUGACCGGAAGUGGUAAUAACAGUAAUAGCACUACUGGCAUUGGAAACUGUGGCGGUAAUUUAAGUGGAGCCUCCGUUUUGCCAUCAACGGUUGGUAGCAUGAACAACAGUGGUGGUAGCAAUAGUAGCGCAAGUAGUGCGGCACACAUUUCUGCUAACAACACAAGUAACAACAACAUCAUUGGUGUAAGUGGCAGUGCUAGCAGCAACAAUUCUCACCAUAGUCAUCAAUUGCCGCCUCCAUCUCAAUCGCCUAGCGCGCACUCCAGUCACUCUUCGUCCUCAUCUUCAUCGCACUCCACUGAACAAAUUGUUCAAAAAAAUGUAGAACUAUUGCGUUCUAAUUUGGAAUCUAUUGAAUCGAAUAAAGACUUGCUAGCAUUGCAUAAUGGCGCAUGGACUGUACCGGAUAAUAAUCGCGAACCUUUACCAGUGGGUCAAGAUAAAAUAGUGCGUAUUUUCACCGAGUUAAUGAGAAAUAUGGCGCGCAUGAAAACCUAUAUACGUCCCUCUAUGUGUAAACCAUACGGCAAACAGAGCGAAAGCUUACAGAAAACACUUUUGGAUACAAUACAAAUUGUACAAACAUUGCGUAAUUGCUUGCCAGCACCACACAUCCCGGUGUCCUCGUGGAAAAGCGAAAGUGAAGGUAACGCUGGUUUAAUAACUGCGAAUAACGGUUCGGUAGGUAGUACAAGUAGCGGCAUAAUGGGUGGAGUAGGCGCUGGUUUAAUGGUGACUAACAGAGUGGAAAAUUUGACCAACUGAAUGUAAGCAAAAUAUUUCCUUUUCUUAUUCUAUUUUUUAGUUGUGUUAAUUUAAAUUUAAAGUGUUUUAUAUUUUCCUCUACGCCGUUCCCAACAGAGAUGGUUUCAUAAACACAUUAUUAUGUUCCAAAUUCACUUCCAAUCCUCUGCAAUAGUUACUUUUAGAAGUUGUGUUUUUUUUUUUGCUGCGCUGGAAAAUAUUAUUUCAGAAAUUCAUAAAUGCUAAAACUUUUUGUUUAUUUUUUCACCCAACAAUAUCUAAUCAAGUUAGGCACAACGAACAGUACUAUUUUCUGUUCGCUUUUAAACUGUUUUAACAAUAUUAAUUAAAACUCGCAAGCCAAGAACAAGACUGAAACAUUAAAUGACUUGGUACUGAUAGAAAAAGGAAUAUGGUUGGUGUAGAGAAUUAUUUAUUAGUAUUUACCCUGUUUGAUAUCAUAUCUCAACUCAAGCUUGAUAGAAGCGUUUAAAAGUUUUAAACUAGAGGGCAUUUAAAAAACGUUCUACUUAAGAAGUCCGACAUUAAUUCAAAAUAGUUUUAGCAAAAACAAAAUAAUAAUAAUAAAUAAAUAAAAAUAAAACUUAAAAGCUCAUGCAUAUUUAGAUGUUAGAUUAAGUGCACAAUUGAUUUAGCUCAAUCUGUCUUUAAUUGCAUAAGAUAAAAUUUAAUUCCAUAAAAAUAAAAAUUAUGCACUAUUCACAUACAUAUUUGAUAAUAAAAUAUUUAACAAUUUUUUGAUUAGAAAGGAGUUGAUAUAAUUUUGCUUUUAACAAAGAGUACUAAUCCAGUUAUAUAGUUUGACAAUGGCUUUCGAAACUAUGCUAUUGUACCAAUGAGUUGUAGUGUCAAACGCAUUUAAUAUUUUUAACAAAAAAUGCGCAAGGGUUUUUAAAACCGUAAAAUAGGCACAUGUGCAAUUCCAACUUAAAUGUUGAUAAAAGUAGAUUUAAUCGAAAAACAUACAUACAUAAUGACAUAUAUAAUUAUAUAUAAACAUAUGUAUAUAUGUACGUAUGUCAGGAGUAUAUGUGCAGAAAUUCACUUCCACAUAGUAUAAACGGCUUGCAAUAAUUAAUCAAAAUGAAAUAAUGUAAUGGUGCCAAGUAGUGCACAAUAUUAAUUAAAUUUUAUUAUAUAGAGUUGUGAAUUAAACUUUUUUUAUUUUUCUCUGCAUUACAUUUGAAGUGCCAUGUUUUAAAAUUUAAAACAGACUGAGCUCGUCUAAGUUUUUAUUAUUACACGUAUGUAUGUGUGUUCUAAUAAAAUAUGUUAAACGUUCUUUUUCUUAUUUGAUUGUGUUAAUUAACGUAACAUUUCAUAAGCUUAUUAUAUAUAAUAUUAUUUCAAAUGCCAGUACGGAUUAUGUUUUUUAUAAAUUCAAUGGUAAGUAAGUAUGAAAUUUUUGGCGAAAACUGUGAUACAUGAAAUUCUAUAUUUUAUAUUUCCUCUCAUUACUAACAUACAUAUAUAUAUUUUUACUUACAACAUAAACAAAUUACUUUUGUUAUUUGGUUAUAUGAUAUAUUAAUUUUGGAAAUAUUUUUUGCAAAAGCAUUAAAAUGGUUUUUUCAUUAAUUAACAAAUGUCACAAGCACCUUAAAUAGCUAACCAUAUCAUUUUUGUUGUCAUUAAGCUCUAUAAUUAUUAUGUAGACAUACAUAGAUGCGAGUAUAAAUAUAUCUUACUUUACUUAUAUCAAUCUGCAAUAAAAAGGUUAAAAUAAUAAAAUAUAAAACUACAAUAUCGAUACAAAAAAUGUGCAUAUUGGUACUCGUACAUUCGUAGAGAAAUCGAGCUGUGCAAAAUAUGUGCACAAUUUUAUUUCUCUUUGGUUUUAAAUUAAAACCUAGUGUUAGAUCGGCCGCAUAUUUCUUAUUGGGUACCUAAAACAUUAUGCAAUUUAUCAAUUUUAUAUUUUAUGACAAAAAUACAUAAUUACUUAUGUGUAAACUCUAAUUUUAUGACGUGUCCAGAGGUUGUAUUGUUAGUAUUAAUAUAAGUCAAAUAAUUUUACACUUUUAAGAAAACUGAUUUAGUAAAAAAAAAUUAUAUCUGAUUUUGCAACGAUGUUUAUUCAACAAAGACUCUGUUAUAUGUAAGAAUAUAUAAAGAAUUAUAAUUAAACAAUAAAUUUACAAUAUACAUAUAUAUAUAUUUAUAUGCCCACAUACAGUAUUACAAUAUUUUAACUGUUAUAAAAAAAGUUUGCAUAUUUCGAUUUUAGUUUUAUGUGGCUCUACUUAUGUUCAAACACUUUUCACAUAUUUAACAUGCAUAUUUCAAUUAUUACAUUAUAAGUGUCACUACUAUGCAUUAAAAUAAUGUUAAAAUAUAUUAUAUCGCUUUCCAAAUAUUCAAUAAAAAAAUUUAUCGCUUAACCUAUAUGUUUGUGUACCUUAUUUGUGUUAAUACAAUCAGAAAAUGGAAGUUCGUUGAAUUUAAUCAAUUUGAUUACAUUUCGUUGAUAUUCGGAUUUAUAAUAAGUUACAUCUGGCACCAACCCUUAAUUUAAUAGUUUAAUAGUAUUCUUUAGUGGCAUCCUUGCAGAUAUGUCAAAGGAUACUGAUAUUCAUCGUAAAGGGUAUCAUAGUCUAUUAUAUUGUGUUUAAAGUAAAUUAAUUACAUUGAUUUAGUAUUUUGCUAAUGCAUACUAACGUCGUUGCAAUGCAAUAUUGCUGCUUUACCUGUCUUCAAGAGCUUCCGCCAUUCACGACGGAACAAAAUAGCAAACCUCUACAAAACCUACAAUGGAAUGAAGAUUUAGCUAAAACUUAUCGUAAAAAUACUGGCAUUGUUAUUAAUUCUUUACACGAGUAUUCAAAGCAAUUUUGUCAAAAUUGUUACGAUAAAUUAAGGGCUUUCGACGAUUUUUGUGAAACUGCAUUAGAUUGUUCGACUGCUUUGUCCGAACUACUACUUGAGGAGGACUUUUCAUUGAAGACAUUAAAGAAUUUACAACACUUUUGCAGUACCUGCUUAUGUCAAAUGAACGAUAAUGCUAGCGAUUCCUUACAUUUAAAUAAUAGGAAAGUGAAACGCUGGUUGCAUGAAUACAACAAAUUGAAAAUACGUACUGCGACAGAGUAUUGGCCAAAUAGUAUUUGUCAACGCUGCUGUAAAAAAAUGGACGAAUUUCUAGAAUUCCAGUAUACAGCUAAACAAUCAUUUAAACAAAUAGACAAAACUUCGAAUCCGCAACAAAGUGACAUUGAAAAUACAUCGAAAGAAGAAUAUAAUAAUCAUUUGAGUAAUCAGGACACCGAGUGUCUUGAAGAAACUAAUGUAAGUACUAGUUAUAUUAUGGAGAACAAAGUAAAUGUAGCUAAAAUAUUUUGUAAUGCGCAAAAGGACGAUAAAAUUGGCAGUUUAAUAUUGGAUAAUAACCAACAACCGCUUGAAAAACAUUGUGAAGUGGAUUCUGUUGAAAAUAACGUUUUUAACCAACACUGUUCAACAGAACAUUGCUUAACGAAACAAUGUAAUAAAGCAACAGAUAUUGCAGAUUUAACCACACCUCCUGGAAGUCGUCAAGGCCACUUCAAUACAAUUAGCAUAACACCAAAGUCACUUCCAAAAGCCAAAAAUCAGAAUUCAAAGUACCUUGGAGAUCAAACUGAACACACUAAUAAAACAGAUAAAAAUCAAAAUCACCUUUUAUCUCCGUCAAGUCAGAAAGGCUUCCAAUGUAACCAUUGCCGGAAAAUUUUCAAAGCAAAAACCCGUUUAAAGAGGCAUAAACGUUAUUCGAUAGUAUGUUCUAGCAAAUGAAUACACAGUUUUAGUAAUUUUCACGUUAGAUUCGUUGUCUUACUUUAAUAUAUGUAUGGAUGUAUAAAUAUAUAUUUGGAACUUAUUUUGAAAUUAUUAUAUAUAUUUAUGUAUGUAUAUUGUAAAAUUAGGCAAGAAAAAAAAAGAUUAUUGUGCAUUAACAUAGAAUAAAUACACCGGACCAGCAAGCAAAACCUGGAUUCUUGAGUUUUCGUUGACUUAUUAAAAAUAAAUUUAAAAAUAUUAAUACAAAGUGUAACCGAAGUAUAUAUCUGUAUCUAAUAAAAUAAGAUUUAUAACAAUAUAUAUGUACCAAAUAUGUUAAAUAUGUACUCGUAUGUAUGUUAAUAAAAAACUGUUGCCGUCU
Messenger RNA from Bactrocera oleae (olive fruit fly), 6606 nucleotides. RefSeq lists its product as uncharacterized. Lineage: Eukaryota; Metazoa; Arthropoda; Insecta; Diptera; Tephritidae. The record is from RefSeq and is a predicted model, not a curated record.